Dictyostelium purpureum is the source of this 981-nucleotide messenger RNA. RefSeq lists its product as uncharacterized. Bases 1 to 981 code for a protein of 326 amino acids. Gene Ontology annotation, molecular function: protein-L-histidine N-pros-methyltransferase activity. NCBI's taxonomy places the organism in Eukaryota, Evosea, Eumycetozoa, Dictyosteliales, Dictyosteliaceae. The transcript has 4 exons. The record is from RefSeq and is a predicted model, not a curated record.
AUGAAGUCAUGGAAAAACUAUGCAAUUGAUAUGAUAAAAGAACAAGCAGAAAGAGAGAUUUACCAAGAGAAUAGGGGAGAUACAGAUAGCGAUGAUGAAACUAUUUCAAGUUACAAUUUAAAAAGAUACAGUAAAUUAAAAAGAGAAUAUAGUAAAUAUUACAGAUUCAAAGUUAAAAACAAAGACAAUCAAUAUCUUUUAAAAUUAUUUGUUCAAACAGAAUUUGACAGGGAAACUUUGGAUUUUAUUAUCGAAACACCAAGAUGGAGCUUUAUAACAAAUUCUCUCAAUUGGGCAAUGUCUUGGGUAUACACAAAAACGGAUAUCAUGGGUUAUAUAGGCAUGGGUAAAAUGUUUAUUCUUUCAACCAAUCAAUAUAAAAGAAUUUUAAGAUUAAUAUAUAACGAUAACAAUAAUGAAAAAAAUUUAGAUGAUUUAUUAUAUUUAAAUACAAUGAAUAAUAUAGGUUCGGGAUGUGGCACAACAACUUUAUGUAUGGCUCCAUUAUUCAAAUUUGUUACCGCAACCGAAGCUUCCAAAGGUAUGGUUUAUAGUUUAAAAAAGAAAGGCAUAGAUUCAGUAUUUUGUUUGGAUAUAGAGCAAUGUGAAGAGUUAAAAGAUACUUCCUAUGAUAUCAUAUCAUGUUUAAAUGUUUUGGACAGAUGCGAAAAACCAAUUAGUUUAUUAAAUUCAAUUAAAAAUUUUUUAAAUCCAAAUGGUAAAAUCAUUUUAGCGGUAGUAUAUCCUUUUAGACCAUAUGUUGAGUUUGGUGGUAUUGAUAAUAAACCUUUAGAGCAUAUAGAACUCAAACAAGAGACUAUAGAGGAUUAUGUUCACUCUUUCAAUACCAAUGUUUUUAAACCAAAUGGUUUUGAGCUUGAUGCAUUUACAGUUGCUCCAUAUAUUUCAGAAGGAGAUGCACUUUAUCAAAAUUAUGUUUUAACUGAUGCAGUAUUUGUAUUAAAAGUAAAAGACAGAUAA